Malassezia restricta is the source of this 1179-nucleotide messenger RNA. RefSeq names its product actin-related protein 2. The transcript has 2 exons. The record is from RefSeq and is a predicted model, not a curated record. The coding region runs from base 1 to 1179 and encodes 392 amino acids. Gene Ontology annotation, molecular function: actin filament binding. NCBI's taxonomy places the organism in Eukaryota, Fungi, Basidiomycota, Malasseziomycetes, Malasseziales, Malasseziaceae. Gene Ontology annotation, biological process: Arp2/3 complex-mediated actin nucleation. Gene Ontology annotation, cellular component: Arp2/3 protein complex; actin cortical patch.
AUGGCCGACGAUAUCCCGCUGGUCGUGGACAAUGGUACAGGCUUUGUCAAGGUGGGCUAUGCAGGCUCCAACUUUCCCGAGCACGUGUUCCCGUCGAUCGUAGGCCGGCCGAUCCUGCGGGCCGAGGAGCGUGAUGCGAUUGCCGCUUCGGGCGUGGAGAUCAAGGACCUCAUGGUGGGCACGGAGGCCGAGGCCGUGCGUAAAUACCUGCAAGUGUCGCAUCCGAUGGAGCAUGGUGUUGUAAAGGACUUUGACGAUAUGCGGCAUGUGUGGAACUAUACAUUCGAUGAAAAGCUGCGCAUUGAUCCGCGCGGCCGCAAAAUUUUGCUGACGGAGCCGCCCAUGAACCCAAAAAAGAAUCGUGAGGAGAUGUGUCGUAUUAUGUUCGAGGAGUAUGGCUUUGACGGAGUGUAUGUCGCGAUCCAGGCCGUCUUGACGCUGUACUCACAGGGCCUGCAGACCGGUGUCGUGGUCGAUAGUGGUGACGGUGUCACGCAUAUUGUGCCCGUGUACGAAGGCUAUGCCAUGCCGCACCUCACGCGCCGCUUAGAUGUGGCUGGGCGCGAUGUGACGCGUCAUCUGAUCAAGUUGCUGCUGCUGCGUGGCUACGCGUUCAACCGUACCGCCGACUUUGAGACGGUGCGGCGGAUCAAGGAGCAGUUGUGCUACGUGAGUUACGACUUGGAUCUGGAUAAGCGCUUGGCUGACGAGACGACGUCGCUCGUCGAGAGCUACACGCUGCCGGAUGGGCGCGUCAUCAAGGUCGGCUCAGAGCGCUUUGAGGCGCCUGAAUGCCUCUUCCAGCCGCACUUGAUCGGUCUCGAGCAGCCGGGCAUCGCAGAGAUGCUCUUCCAGACCGUGCAGACGGCCCCUGUCGACGUGCGCCCCGAGCUGUACAAGCACAUUGUACUGAGUGGUGGCAGCAGCAUGUACCCGGGUCUGCCGAGCCGCCUCGAGAAGGAAAUGAAGCAGCUGUACCUCUCACGCGUGCUUCAGGGCGAUGGCUCACGCCUCGCUCACUUUAAAUUGCGUAUCGAGGAUCCGCCGCGCCGAAAGCACAUGGUGUUCCUCGGCGGUGCCGUGCUCGCCGAUAUCAUGAAGGGCCGCGACAGCUUCUGGAUCAGUCGCCAGGCUUGGUACGAGCAGGGUCCUCAGGCGCUGGAGCGUCUCGGUCGAUAA